Molecule: messenger RNA, 861 nt
Organism: Actinia tenebrosa (Australian red waratah sea anemone)
Lineage: Eukaryota; Metazoa; Cnidaria; Anthozoa; Actiniaria; Actiniidae
Product: protein lifeguard 4-like
Biological process (GO): negative regulation of apoptotic process
Cellular component (GO): membrane
Source: RefSeq, a predicted model, not a curated record
GAAUUUUACUUCCAUUUUUGCYAACGAAAUCGAAAAUGGCGUCUGUCAGUAUUUUGAUGGAACCUGUGAGUUUUGGCGGCUCAAAAAUGUCCUCCAACGAGGAUGAUUUUACCCAUUCGGUCACAGUCGCACAAACGAACAUCAGUGUUCGACUUGGGUUUCUAAGAAAAGUCUAUGGAAUAUUGAGUACCCAGCUUGGUCUUACCAUAUUGGUAUCUGCUUUGUUCAUGAACACACCRGGGAUCAAGAGUUUUGUCCAGCAAAGACCAGAGAUUUUGAUUGUUGCAUUCCUACUGUCUAUGGGAUUCCUUAUUGCYCUAAUGUUCAAAAGACGAGAAAGUCCAAUGAAUAUGUACCUUCUCUUYGGCUUUACCCUUGUUGAAGCAUAYACCCUUGGAACACUGGUUACCUUCUUUGACAAAAUGAUUGUCUUGGAGGCAUUUGGAAUGACAGCUGCCACAACCAUUGCAUUAACUAUGUACACAUUCCAAAGCAAGAGGGAUUACAGCUCAUGGGGGGCAGGAUUAUUCACAGUGCUAUGGAUCUUAAUUUGUGCAGGGUUUAUGCAGUUUUUCUUCCAAAGUGAGGUACUGGAGAUGGCAUAUGCUGUGACAGGUGCCGUGCUGUUUUCGGCAUUCAUUGUUUUUGAUACUCACAUGUUAAUGCACAAGACAUCACCAGARGAAUACAUCAUGGCAUCAAUUAACCUCUACCUGGACAUCAUUAACCUAUUUAUCCACAUACUCAGGAUCCUGGAUUCAAUGAAAAGGCACUAACUUCAAUGGGAUCUGUCAUUUAAUAUAAAUUACUAAAACCUUAAUCUUACUGCCGUUUGCAUUGCUACRCGGCCACCCCAGACAA